GGGAAGUGAAGCAAACAGGCACUGCUUCCUCGUAGCACUCACAAUCAAAACAGUGUCCGUGAGCGAUGGGUGAGUCUGCACCUCCGACACGACGUGGUCUGAUCUAAGCUCUGCCCCGCAUUGUCAGGGACUGCUCCCCGAACAUCGCUCGUCGCACCAUGCUUCAGCUCAACGACACGCUGGAGCCGCAGAGUCCGGGCGUUGCGAUUCUCCACCACGCAGACACCGAGGAGGGGGUCGAGGUUGCCUUCACGCCGCCGGAGGCCGGACGGAGCUUCGGACACGGAGCCUCCGUGGCCUGCUGCCCCCCGUUACAAACGCUGACGCCCUUCCAUGUGCACAACCCCACCAUGCAAGCAAAAGUGAAGGACUAUUUCGUGUUCAGGCCAGGCACCAUUGAGCAGGCUGUGAACGACAUCAGGACUGUGGCACUCCCUUCUGAGGAUGGAGAGGUGCUCAGCGUCUGGCUGCUGGCAGAAGUUGACCACUGGAACAAUGAGAGGGAGAGACUUGUGCUUAUAACUGAUAGGUCGCUUCUGGUGUGCAAGUACGACUUCAUCAACCUGUUGUGUCAGCAGGUCGUCAGGAUCUCUCUCAACGCUGUAGACACCAUCUCAGUGGGCGAGUUUGAGUUCCCACCCAAAUCCCUUAACAAGAGAGAGGGCUACGGGAUUCGUGUCCAGUGGGACAAACGUCCUCGGGCCUCGUUCUUAAAUCGCUGGAACCCCUGGUCUACAGACAUGCCCUACGCCACCCUCACAGAGCACCCCAUGGCCCACGCUGAUGAGAAGGUGGCCUCUCUCUGCCAGAUGGACAACUUCAGGACCCAGCUGGUGCAGGCAGUGAAGAAAGCCUAUAAGGAGCACCCCAUCCCCGGUCGGGCUAACGGUGUCCUGAUCCUGGAGAGACCCCUGCUCAUCGAGACCUAUCUAGGCAUCAUGUCCUUCAUCAACAAUGAGGCCAAGUUGGGCUACUCCAUAACCCGUGGCAAGAUUGGCUUCUAAAAUCAACAGUUUCUCUAAAUUACAACAGAGUUCAACCCAUGUGUCUUUGUUACACUGCGCUGCCUGAGGGAAGCUGUCGCUCUACUACGGUGUAAUGCGCAAUCUGUGUGUGUAAGUUGAGCCCAUGAGAUGUCCAAAACUCCUUCAAUUGGUGUUACAGACAAGUGGUCAGCUUCUCUUGGUAAAUAACUCGCAGCUCUGCAUGAAUUGUCUGUUUUUUGUUGUUUUUUCCUUCAAAGAGUUGCUCGUAGAUCUGCCAUAUCCACCAAAGCCUGCAGGAGUGUGUGCACAUGUGACAUAAGUUUGAGAGAAAGGAGAGAGCACAUCAAUGUAUCACUUCUGUACUUAUUCUAGAUUGAGCUUUUGUAGUCUCAUGCUCAUUGUUUAACUUUUAAAUGACAGACUGUCAAAAACAAUGUGAAGUUAGAUUCUGGUCGAGGGGCGUUAUUUCAGGGAUGUGCUUUGUUUGAGUUUGUUUCUAAAGCAGAAAAAAAACUGCCGGGAGUAGAGCAGUGAUAAAUACAGUGAAACUAAAACACCAGCCAAGAGUAUUUUCCAUAAUUGCUACUUUAAUAUGGUUGGAAAUGAAGGAUUGCAUUAUUCAGAUCACAGGGCCAUAGGGUAGCUUCGCUGAAUGAAAUAGCCGCUGAUGGAUGGAGGGAUUCAGUUUCAAGGUCAUUUUACAUGAAUAUUAUAAAAAAUGUUACCAACAGGAAAACUGUUUCAGGAUCUGGGCUCCGAGCUCAACUGUGUUACUUAUGAAAAAAUAACAGCUAUAAUGCACUCGAUUGUCAAUGAAAAUUGUUCGGUGGAGAUGAUAAACUACAUGUUGUGACUCUCCUCUCUUAUUGGCCAGUGUUCUCAGUCUCAAUGCUUAAAUUUGUCUAUUCAUGUCUUUGCUCAGAGUAUCGAUCUCACGUACCACAUGGGGAGCUGCAUUAGCUUCUAAAGCUAAAUGUUGUGUGUUACAGAUGUUUUAUGCAACAUGAACUGUUGUUAUGUUUGUUAGUAAGUUACCUUAAAUGUCUUGCAUUCAUUUGACAUUUGCACUCAGCUGCAUCACUCUUUGCAGUGGGAAUAAUCUAUGGGUUACUAAAUGAAAUUCAUGCAGACAAAGCUUUACAUUAACCACAUACUGUCUGUAUGUAUCUUGUGAACAGUUUUUUUUUUUUUUUUUCUUAAAUUGCAUACUAUAAUAUAAUUGUUGUACUACCAAAGUUUUUAAUGCUCAACAAUGCCAAUGAAUAAUUGUGACACAAAAUGCCAUUUUCUGGUCUUUACUUUUGCAUGUUUCCUGCACGUUGAGUUUGCAUGACAGAUGCUUUUUGAAGGAAUAUCUUCAAAUAGAUUUGUAAAUACUAUUUGGGUUUUAUUUAUCUGCUGUUAUUUUGAUGCAGUGAACUCAAGAAUGCUUCUGGAAAAAAAAUAUUUAAUUGCCAGUUGUGAAUAUUUUAAUUGAGAUUUUAACAAGAGAUUAGCAACUCGAUAAUGCAAUCAUGUGGAGGCUAUACAAAGGCUGGACUUAUUGCUCUAGAUAUUUGUAGCACAGUAGCCACAAUGGAGAAUAAUAAAUGCCUACAUGUUCUUGUCAGGUCCUCGGCUCUGCUCAUUGUUAAAAAGUGCAUUUACAUUAUAUUUAAACGGUCAAGGACAUCAACAAAGUGAUUAAGACAGUUCAAGUGUCUGUACAAUUCAAGCUUUUAGAAAUAGGACAUCAUACAGACAGAUGAUGCUUCAUGGCCAAUUAAUGCAGCUCUUACACAUUUAGAACAGCCUGGGCCAAGUACACAAACUUUUUUGAUAAACUGA
Anoplopoma fimbria (sablefish) is the source of this 2813-nucleotide messenger RNA. It is a transcript of the gene tprg1l, whose product is annotated as tumor protein p63 regulated 1-like. The transcript has 6 exons. The record is from RefSeq and is a predicted model, not a curated record. NCBI's taxonomy places the organism in Eukaryota, Metazoa, Chordata, Actinopteri, Perciformes, Anoplopomatidae. The coding region runs from base 159 to 1004 and encodes 281 amino acids. Gene Ontology annotation, cellular component: cytoplasm.